Drosophila ananassae is the source of this 752-nucleotide messenger RNA. RefSeq lists its product as uncharacterized. NCBI's taxonomy places the organism in Eukaryota, Metazoa, Arthropoda, Insecta, Diptera, Drosophilidae. Bases 197 to 649 code for a protein of 150 amino acids. The transcript has 2 exons. The record is from RefSeq and is a predicted model, not a curated record.
AAUUUCAAAAUUAAACAAGACUUCGCUUACUAUAACUAUAAAUUUUUCAAUUCAAAUGUGUUCAGUGCUGUACAAUUCCAUGCCAAGUCAACGGUCUAAUUUGGUCUAUUAUUGUGAAUUAGGGUCACACUGAUCUGGCGAAAUAUUUUGGUCACGACUGAUCCCGGGUUUGAGUAUUGAAUUUUGGCUUAAAACGAUGUCUGACCUAGCAAGUUCGGAGGAGGAAACCGACUUUAGUGUCCUAAGCUCAAGAAACUAUCAGCGCGUUCAGGAUAAAGUUGCAAAGAUUAGCUAUGUUGAUGGUAUCGCCGAUGGAAGAGAGAAGGUCUUCCAAGCCAGCUUCGAUCGGGGCUACGAGGAUGGUUUUAAGACAGGCUUUGAACUGGCUAAACUGAGCGCCUAUUUUGAAACGGAAAACUUACCAAACUCCGACGAAUCCAAAAAGUUCAAGCAACUUGGCCUUCCAGAGGCUACAGAUAAGACGCACUUCCAAUACUUGAACUAUCAAGGAACUCCCCUUAACGAGGUGUCUGAAAAACAAACAAAGUACUUGGAUAAUUUGAUGGAGCAGUUCGCACAAACUAUCCCUGCAACUAUUAAUUUAUUCACACCCCAAAAGAGGCAGACUGAUAAUGUUAAUGUGGUUUAAUGCAUGUGUUUGGAAAUUAUCAAAAUUAACUGAACAUAGUAGAUUUGCUUGCAUAGUAGACUUAUAAAUACAGGCCCUCGGGCGUACCCUCCUUCUUUCGGUA